AUGGCCAACAAGCACAAAAGACGAUCUCGUCCAUCGGAUUUUGAGAAUACCCCUCGGACCGUCGAGGUCACCCACGAUUGGGAGAAAUCAGAUGAAGAGCUGGAACUUGAAGAAGCCCUGUUUGGGACCAGUAAGAAACAAUCAAAGGCAAAGUCGAAGACUAAGAAGGGAUCAGACUUCCAAGUGGACACGGCUGGUGAUGAUGAGGAGGAAGGGUUGAGCGAUGUGGAUGAUAACGAUUUGUUCACUAUUGAUGCACCUAUCGCGUCGAAUUACCAAAUCGACCAGCUGCCAGAUGAUCAAGCUUCCUCGGAUUCUGAUGAAGAUGAAGGAUCAAGUAGUGAUAUUUCGAGUGAUAGCUCAAGCGAUGAAGAAGGGGAGAACGAAUUCCGUGCUAUGUCGCCUUCCUCUUCUCGAUCAUCAUCACCUUCUGAGGACGACCAGGACCAAGACCGACCAGGGAAGAAUGAACCUACUAUAACCUUACCUGAUGAUAUAUAUGAUAUUCAAGAAGAAGAGGAGAAAUUACGAUCGAAAAAGCAAAAAGCGAUAUGGAACGAUCCUUCCGAUGAGCUCGUCAGUGUGGACAUAAGUGAGAAUAGGAGAUUGAGAAAGUUAGAUAGAGGAAAGAAGAGGAAGAUUGAUGGUGGAUCUGAGAACGAGAAGGUCAAUGGGAGGGAGUUGCAGGACAAGUUGAGAGAGCAAUUCGAGCGUCUCCAUCCACCACCUCAAUGGGCAAAACAACGCACGUCCAUCGGCACACCCUCCCUAUCAUCACUCUUAACAUCAACCAAAUCAUUUAUCGCCCCCUCCAUAGCAAUCGACGGUCAGAAACGACCUCCUCUCCCACAGGGGAACAUAGAUUUACAGAGGGUCCGAAAUGCCAAUCAGCAGAAUCCCACGACUGGUAAGAGGGAGGCGGCGGAUUCGAAUGGAGGGAUAGUGGAUAUCGCUUGGCACCCUUCUGAGAGGGUUGGUGUGAUGGCUGUUGCGGGAGGUGAUAGGAGAGUAAGGUUUUUCAAUAUCGACGGACACACCAACCCGACCCUCAUGACACUUCAUAUCCCCUCCUUACCCAUCUCUCGCUCGACAUUCCAUCCAUCAGGUUCAUCCCUCCUGUUAGUUGGUAAUCGACCAUACUACUACACCUACGACUUAACCUCUCAACGAUGUCUCCGAUCGUCCAAGACCCUCUUCGGAUCGAUGGACACACCCUCUUCACCUAAUACAUUACAUCGUCAUGCGUUUUCACCCGACGGCACUCUCCUCGCUGUGGCUGGUAGACGAGGACUGAUAUCAAUUCAUGAUUGGCCUUCGGGAGGUGUCGUAGCUGAACUACGAUCGGGAAGAGGAGGUUCAACGGCCGAUUUGACGUGGAGUCAGAAUGGGCGAGAGUUGAAUGUCUUGGGUGGAAGGGAUGGAGCAGAGGUGGAAGUUUGGGAUGUAGCUGAAAGAAGGAUGGUGAGGCGUUGGAGGGAUGAUAGAGCUCUGGGAGGAACGUUGAUGCGAAAUAGUAGGGAUGGAAAUUAUACUGCUAUCGGUUCGACAACAGGUAUUGUCAAUAUUUACAAUUCGACUUCCCUCGCAUCGCCUUCGACAUCAACCAGCAAAUUCACGGAAUUCUCACCUGAACCGUACAAAUCUUUGGAACAAUUGACGACCUCCAUAACCAGUAUGGCUUUCCACCCUUCCAACGAGGUAUUGGUCAAUGCCAGUAAAGCUAAGAAGGAUCUGUUGAGAAUGUACCAUCUCCCAUCCGGUACGGCUUUCUCCAAUUGGCCAACACCCGCUACACCCCUAGGUCGAAUUACUUCUGUUGGAUUUUCACCCAGCGGUGAUUACCUCAGUGUAGGUAAUCAGAAAGGUACAGUUUUAUUAUGGUCUUUGAGACAUUAUACAUCGUAG
Kwoniella mangroviensis CBS 8507 is the source of this 1905-nucleotide messenger RNA. RefSeq lists its product as uncharacterized. The coding region runs from base 1 to 1905 and encodes 634 amino acids. The transcript is spliced from 6 exons. Gene Ontology annotation, biological process: rRNA processing. Gene Ontology annotation, molecular function: protein binding. NCBI's taxonomy places the organism in Eukaryota, Fungi, Basidiomycota, Tremellomycetes, Tremellales, Cryptococcaceae. The record is from RefSeq and is a predicted model, not a curated record. Gene Ontology annotation, cellular component: Pwp2p-containing subcomplex of 90S preribosome; small-subunit processome.